GCUGGAGAACUCGGUGCCGAGAAAAACGGCAGAAUGAUGCUGUCCCAGCAAGCCCAAAAGUGGUUUCCAACCCACGUGCAGGUCACUGUGCUCCAAGCCAAGGAUCUUAAGGCCAAAGGCAAAAGUGGCACCAAUGACACAUACACUAUCAUUCAGCUGGGCAAGGAGAAGUACUCCACCUCCGUGGCCGAGAAAACCCUGGAGCCGGUGUGGAAAGAGGAGGCCUCUUUUGAGCUACCCGGUCUGCUCAUGCAGGGCAACCCGGAGAAAUACAUCCUUUUCCUAAUAGUUAUGCACAGAUCCCUGGUGGGGCUAGAUAAGUUUUUAGGGCAGGUGGCCAUCAAUCUCAAUGACAUCUUUGAGGACAAACAAAGGAGGAAAACAGAGUGGUUUAGAUUAGAAUCCAAACAAGGAAAAAGAGCCAAAAACCGGGGUGAGAUAAAGGUCAAUAUUCAAUUUAUGAGGAACAAUAUGACAGCAAGUAUGUUUGACUUAUCAAUGAAGGACAAAACCAGAUCCCCUUUUGCAAAAUUGAAAGACAAAAUGAAAGGUAGAAAGAGCGACGGGACGUUUUCUGACACAUCUUCUGCAAUCAUUCCAAGCACUCACUUGCCUGAUGCCAGUACCGAAUUUUCAAGCAGUGAAAUACCGUUGAAAUCCAAACCCAAAAAGCCUUUUCUCCUGGGUCCCCAGAGACUUUCUUCAGCGCACUCAAUGUCUGACUUAACCGGGUCCCACGUGUCUUCUGAGAAAUUGAAGUCUGGCAUCAUUGGUCCAGCACAUCUUGUUGGUUGCCAGAUAGAUUCCUUCGGAGCAGUUCCAGAAGGUGGAAGCCUCAAAUCUCCACACAGAAGAGCUCUAAGCUUUGAUACCUCUAAAAUGAACCAAGCUGACAACAGUGUGGACCCAGGUGAAUUGUCCUUCGGAAGACAAAAUGAUCCAUUUACAAAUGUGACUGCUUCCUUACCCCCAAAAUUUGCAACACUGCCAAGGAAGAAAAACCCAUUUGAAGAAAGCAGCGAGUCCUGGGACAGCAGUGUGAAUUUGUUUUCGAAAUCCAUUGAAGUGCGGAAGGAAAAUAAAAGAGAGAAACGGGAGAAAGUGAGCCUGUUUGAAAGAGUAACUGGGAAAAAGGAUGGCAGGCGAGCUGAUAAACUUCACAACGGGGCAUCGGAUAGCCCUUGUGACUUGAGAUCACCUAAUGCAUUUAGUGAAAAUCGUCAGGACUAUUUUGAUUAUGAGUCAACUAAUCCGUUUACAUCAAAAUUCAGGGCUUCAACUAUCCUGCCAUCUUCCAGUUUUCAUAUGAAUCCAACAAGCAAUGAAGACCUCAGGAAAAUACUGGAUAGCAACCCUUUUGAUGCUACGGCAGGGUAUCGUGGCCUGACUCACGAGGAGAUUCUGCAGGAGCUAGUGAGGCACAAAGAGCUCCUGAGGAGGAGAGACACCCACAUCCGGGAACUCGAGGACUACAUCGACAACCUCCUCGUACGGGUCAUGGAAGAGACCCCCAGUAUCCUCAGAGUGCCCUAUGAGCCAUCCAGGAAGGCUGGCAAAUUCUCCGAUAGUUAGGAAACCC
Molecule: messenger RNA, 1579 nt
Organism: Chrysochloris asiatica (Cape golden mole)
Lineage: Eukaryota; Metazoa; Chordata; Mammalia; Afrosoricida; Chrysochloridae
Gene: RAB11FIP2
Product: RAB11 family interacting protein 2 (class I)
Exons: 5
Coding region: 34-1572 (512 amino acids)
Biological process (GO): regulated exocytosis
Cellular component (GO): phagocytic cup; endosome
Molecular function (GO): small GTPase binding
Source: RefSeq, a predicted model, not a curated record